Messenger RNA from Eutrema salsugineum, 570 nucleotides. RefSeq lists its product as uncharacterized. The record is from RefSeq and is a predicted model, not a curated record. Lineage: Eukaryota; Viridiplantae; Streptophyta; Magnoliopsida; Brassicales; Brassicaceae. The transcript has 3 exons. Bases 55 to 492 code for a protein of 145 amino acids.
GGAGAAGAACAGUUCAGACGUGGACCAAGAAUUCCUGUAAGUGAACACCUUGGGAUGCCUUCUCAUGGGUAUGGGCCUUCAGAUCAUGGACAAUGGGGUAAUAGAGUGGGAACGACGGAUAUUGAAGGUGGUUACAGAUUGCAUUUGCCUAGGAGUGAGUUUAAAGAUGGUGAUAUUCAAAUGGGAGAUGCUGAUAUGAUUGGACCAGUUGAUGUUCCCAAUCAUAUAAGAAGAGGAGAACUGAUAGAAGGAGUUGGUUUUGAUAGCAAUGCUCUUCAACCUGGAGAUGUUGGAUUUAGGAGUAGGUAUACCUUGCAAGGAUUCCCCGGUGAUGCUGAAUCAUUUCCAGGAGACGUGGGACCUUUACCAAAUUCUAGUGAAAGGGCAACAUGGCCUAAUAAAAGGUUAAGAUUUGCACUCUCAGACGAAGGAGCACCAACAACAGUCAAUGGAUAUGGUUUUUGUGAUCAAACAGGACGCGAAGAAACUUAAAACAACCCCUGCGGAUUCUUCUCCAUUUGGCAAUCCAAACAAAAAUGAAGAAAUCAGAUUUAGAAGUUCAGGAUAGAG